AUGAAAAACAAGUGCCAUGUUUUUAAAGUUCAGAGCAAAGUACAACCUAAAACAAAGACACAGGCUGCUCACGCCAUUCCUAAACUCUACAGGUAAGGGUGCUCCUUCUCUGAACUGAAGGUGAACCCUCUGAAGAAAAAGUAAUCCCUCACUUCUCCACAACAUUUCUUAUUUUACGUAUUUGAUUGAUUUGUUUCUCCUCUGCUCUCAGUUUGGAUCCAGAGCAGAAGGACCAGCUGAUCGAAGUCAUCGAGAAACUCCUUGCUGACAAAACCACGGUGGGUAUUUGCAUAGCCGAUCCAAUAUUUCUCCUCAAGAUUAUUUUCUUUUCAACAAAUGAAAAGACAAGUUUGAAAAUCACAGACUCAACUUACCUCUGUUCACAGCACUAGAUUGGAUUCAAUGCCUCAGUUGUUUCGAGGUUUAUCGGUUCUUUGACCAUUUUUUCUCCUCGCCUUUUCACUUUUUAUUUCAACUGAUGUGAUUUAAAAGUGAAAGAAAUCAAAAACAGGAACAGGCUGUAAAAUUCAGCCUCCAUUUGGGCUUCUUCAUCAUCUUGAGAUGUAAUUUCCUCCUGCAUGGAUGGUUUUUGUGCCUCAGUCAACUUCAAAGAUGACAUGCUGUCUCCCUGGGGUAAUAAUCCCAGCAUUACCUGUUAUCUGUUUGACUCUUUUUUUUUUCCGCAGCUGGUGGCAGGAAGCGUCGUCAUGGCUUUUGAGGAGGUUUGUCCAGAACGCAUCGACCUGAUCCACAAAAACUACAGGAAGUUAUGCAACCUUCUUAUCGACGUGGAGGAGUGGGGUCAGGUCGUCAUCAUCAACAUGCUGACUCGCUACGCCAGGACUCAGUUCCUCAACCCAAACAUCAAUGUGAGUAAGAGCCUCCAUCGCCAAUUAGUUUAGUGAAUAUUAAGCACUUUUUUUCCCUUCUGAAUUGAUUAAAACACGUGGCUUUUUGGCUUCCCGGUUUGGUUAAUUAUUCAAAGUGGGGGAAUGACAUGCACCAAAUCACGGCGGGGUCACAAAUCAAUCCUGUGACGUGGACUGUAGCGUCUGAACAAAGACUGCCUGCUCUUCCAGCUGAGCAAAACCAGGAAUAACUACUUUUUCAAGGUUUUAAAAAAAAAACAGAUGAGUGAUUUAGUCCACGCAAUCACUUUUCAAUUUCCUCAAGCCCUGUUGAAAAUUAUGUGUUCAUUGUAAAACGCCUUUUCCUGACUGAUAUUACUGCUUGAGCUUAUUUUCAAAUGAGAAAAAUAACAAAAUACCACAAACAUUUCAAAUAGAAAGAGCCUAAAAGCGAACACCAAGAGUGAUUAUGGCUGAAGGUAUAAUUUAGUAGGUGAUUCAUCAUCCUCUCAUGUGUCUGGCUCCUGCAUUAACCUCUGAGGGUUUAUUUCAGUCUUUGCAAUCAUUCUUUCAUGAAACAGUUUUGCUAUUUUAAUAAGUCUACUUUCAUUUAUUACACAAAUGAAUUAAUUUUAUAAAAUAUUGGUAAAUUCAUCAGGUCUUGACUGGAUAGGGUCCUUAAAAGUUUAUAAUCAGGAAACUGUUUCAAAAACAUUGACGACUGGCUUACAGCAAAAACAGACUGACUUAUUUGACGAGUGUAGAUUAAUAACUAGGUCGACAGUAACAUAAAGCUCACAGAAAAGUUGCAUAUCUGAAGAUUCAUGAAGCAGAUCAAGUGUAUAACCUUCUUUAUUUAAAGGUUGUGAUAGUUAAAAUGAUCGUAAUCUCAAGUAUCAGCACUUGACCUAUGUUGAAAAAGCAACUAUUAAGACUGUUUAAAGGCCAUUUACUGAGUAAUGCUGCAGUGUGAAGUCAAUGGAUGGUGAUGAAAUAGAGUUAUACUAAUACUGAUGUUUAACCCUUUGACCUGAAAAAGUUAACAAGACCAUCAAAAAAGGCAGAUUAUUUCCGUGUUAUCUCAUAUUCCUGUGAUGUCAGAUGAGAUCAACAGCUCACUGCAGAAACAGUUAAAGAUAGUCAGCGGACGUUAAAGAUAGAGAUAGAUUUUCCAGAACUAAACAAACUCAAAUUCUUCACGUUACAAAGUUUAAACUUAUAUUGACCAGAUCGCUUCUUUUUGUAAAUUGAUAUAUGGUAACUGCACAAAGUCUAUAGAGUCUGUGAUCUGAACUGUGUCCAAAGAACCUGCACUUGUUCGAAGCUGCUAAUCAGACAAAAAUGGAAAUACUUAUCAGACAAAUCUCAAAUCAGAAAGUCGGUAAACUUUAAAAUCCUUUGUAACAGAAAAACUAAACUAAAAUCAUCAAUCCUUCUAUGUGUCAAGCUGCAUUACAUGACUUUCCUUUGUCAACAGAUCUGUUCAUGAAAAUUGUUAUCAAAACUUGAUUUGCUUCUCAACCGAUCAGCAAAUCAGUGAAAUAUUACUGCUACUUAAUCUAGCUUUCACACUUGUGCAUUUUGCCAUUUCUUGCAAAUCUAUCCUAAGUUUAGUCCACUGUAUUGACUCUACAUGCUGAUCCCAUAAAAGAAAAGAUACUGUCAUUUUAAAUUGCUCGUUUUGUACCAGUUUAGCAGAAGAACAGGACUGAAUGAUAAUAGUACGCAGGUGAAUUUCCUGCAGUUGUACAGCUUGUAUUGAGUUGGAUUAGUGAUAUUUUUUCAGUCUUGCCAUUGUGAUGUUGCAGGGAUACUAAAUGAAUCUCUCCGGUCAUUACUUUCCUCCUCCACGGUUGUAGCCUGGUGAUACUCUUGGGUUUUAUCUGCUUUUCACACCCACCUGUUGACUGAUUUUCUCACCAGAAACUAAAUUGAGCAACUUUGUCAUGCUGUGACAAAACAGUAGAGGCAGCCAGUGCAUGUGGUGACAAAUUGCUACAGCUGUUUAGCUCAACAGGAGGUCUUUUAAUAAUGCUCCUCAUACACGGUGUCACUUCUUAUAUAAUGUAUUCAAGAGCAAAUUACCAUCUGGUGACUUUAAUAAUGAGAUACGACUAUUUUUCCACGCAAAAGAAAGUUUGCCCCUCUAAGUCUCACACUGUUUUUAUCUGCCUUCUCCCCGCAGGAGUCACUGCUGGAGGAGGGCAGCGGCGGAGACAGGACUUUCUACGGCUCAGAGGAAGACGAAGACGAGGAUGAAGAGGAUAAAGAGAAGAAGGCAGAGGCUCAAGCCAUAGCCAAGAGGAAGCCAUACGUGAUGGAUCCAGACCACCGACUGCUGCUGAGGAACACCAAGCCGCUCCUGCAGAGUCGUAAUGCUGCUGUGAGUCAACUGCACACACCUUAACAGUAGUCCUUCUUCAGUCUGUCGCCACAUUGAGCAGCAGGUCAGUGGUUGGAGAAGCUGAAAUGUCUUAGCGGUGACUUCCUCUCGUUCUGAAAUAGGGACAGAAGAUGGGUCCCUGAGGAAAGUUAAUUAAAGUUCCAGUCUUUGUAAUCUCUCUUUGGUGGCGAUGGCGAUUGCGCGCUUGUUUCUGUUACUCGUACUGCAAUGCAGAGCAGCUGCGAUCUAAUUCACCUACUCAGCACUUUGAACUCUUGUUGAUGUGCUAUGGGUGAUCAACUCAGAAGAAGUGUGUGAAUGACAUCAGGUGCAAAGACUGCAGAGGCGGUGGAAUUUAAAUUAGGGUUUGUGUGUUUAACUGGUUUAUCCAUGGAGUCUGGACAGGAAGUAGACUGGCUGUGAUCGCUACAUCAAAUUCAGUCCACCUAAGGUAAGAGGGGCUAUUUUGAUACUAUUAAAAAGAAUGUGAUAGAAGUAGUAAAGGUGAAGAUGAUAUAUGAAAUCAAGAAUACAAAGGGAAUAUGACCUAUAAUAAACCUCAGAAACAAUACAGGCCGUCUCCACCCCACUCCUUAGAUCCUCCCAGAGUAACAGACACCCUGCUGGGCUUCAAUUUGGUACAUGAACUAAAAACAGUCAGCCGCUCUUAAAGAUGGAUGGUCAUCUAUUGUGCAUGAGACUGUGCCAGCUUUUGCCUUUGUGGCACAAGGGGGACUCAUGCCACUGUCACGCUCACCAGACAGCAGAUCAGCACUGUGUCUGCUUGACAAGAGGCAAAGACGAGGUACACAAUCAGGUUUUAGUCAGUUUUAAAUUUCUGUAGAGGCCUCAAACAUAAGACACAAUCACAGAAAAAAACAUUUCCACCCUUAGUGAAUCAUAAAUUCACUGCUUUGCAUUUCUCCUCCCAGGAUUUUGCGCGUUCAUUAAGGCAAUUGGACUAUCUGGACAGUUUGUGUUAUUUUUGCACAUUUGGCAAGGCACAAUCUUUAGUGCACGCUGUUGGUGGAUGAGUUUGCACAUUUGUUUGCGGAUGCUUUAAAGUUUACAAAUUAGUGAUAUUUCCCUUUAAACAGUGGGCACAAAACCGACAAGACAAACAAUUCAAGAGCACACAAUAUACAUCACAAUCAAUGAUAAACAGCAUGUAGUGAAUAAACCACUGCUGAAAAAUGAAGAAGGUGUCACUAUACUACAUCAACAGGUGGGAGCUCAUACUCAUUUACAGUAUAAAUCACUGGGGUGGUCUCUGUGACAUCGCCCUUUGGUUUCUGAAGAGGGAUUAUGAAGAUGAGCUGAGCCCCACUCAAGGAAGUGCAGUGUUUUGCACUCAAGCUUUGGCUUCGACACCAGAGGUUGCUUCUUGUUUAUACAGGAAAACAAAGGCUUUCAUUGGUGGCUCACUAUUGUCUUACCUUAUUGAACAAAUAUUUACUAGAUAUUGAUUAAAAUUUUAUCUUAGAAAUAGAUGACUUAAAGUAGCACUAUAUUAAAAGGCUGUUUUUGGUUGGAGGCAGUGUGGCCAGGGAGACGCCACUCAUACUCAUAUUUUCUGGUCGUGUGUAAAGAUACAACCUUUCUGGGACGAAGUGAACGAGACUCUGGGAAAAAUCCUGCACUGUAUUAUUCAAAGAGAUCCCAAAUUCAUGUAUUUGGGAGCCAUACCUGAGAAAUGCAAAAAGGCUAUCACAGGGAACUGAUCGCCCACUACUGAGACAGUGGAUGGACAUUAUGAGUGAAAUUUACACCUUGGAAAGCCCAACUUACCACUUGAGGCUGGACAUGUCUACCAUGUCUAUUAAGCUUGAAGCUUAAUAAACAGACUAUGUGGACCUCUUUGUUAACCACGUGCAAAAUAAGGAGUAAGAACUGCCCCCUGUGUUCCUUUGUUCCCUUUUCUUUUUUCCCCUCUCUUUAUUUUUGAGAAAAAAGAAAAAAUGGUUAUAAAGAAAUAAUUGUCUCGAACUAUGCUAUACUGAAAAAUAAAGUAAAAAAAGGCCGUUUUUGUGCCGCUCAAGUUGUUACAAAUUCCCCUCCUCAUGCAUUAUUCUGUCUUUGUCCUGCUGCAGUCCAGCUGCUUCCUUAAAGGUGUUACGAUAGAGAAUCUCUGAUAUCCCUGCUGUCGCCAACUGCCCACCACCAAAGGGAUAAAAUUAGCAAUUAGAUGAGCAACUAGCUGCUGAACAUCGUGGAGCAGAUAUCAGUCGAGGGCCAGAUAUUUCCCAAAGGCAAAGAGAUGCCAAAAGCUGAGAUAAAGAAAAGAAUAAAUAUUGGACUGACUGAAACAGGACUCCAGGUACAACAACAUGUUUAUAUGGUAAUACCUGCUGUGUUUACAAGUUGAUCUGCAAGCAAAAUAAGAGGUCUGUGAUUUCUGCAAUAUGCUGAUUGGAUGCUUACAAACCUUGAGACAGAAAAUUCUUUGAAUAAGUCACUGACAGAUUAUCUCUUCAGCUCUUUCAUGCACAUCCAGCACAGCGGCAGAAUAAAUCAGGGCCAGUCCAAAUCUGCAUUCACUCAAACAAAGUGAAGCAGUGGUGCAUUUAAUGUCGGAGUCUUAGAAAUACACAGAAUAUACUACAGUCUAGUUUUUUAAAUGCCAGUUACAUGAGCGUUAAAAGCAAGGAAAGUAUUAGCACAAACAUUAGACUUGCUAGGUUGCUUUUGUAUUAUUCCCAUGGCAUUAAUAUAGACUCUUUGUCUAUAUUAGGUCUUUGCACAAACAUCUUCACUUCAUAGGUGCUCAUAUUAAACAUUCAUGAGGAGGCUUUGUUUGUGCGUACAUCUUACCUAAGUGCCUGUAAACACCAUCAUUAUUGCUCAUAUUUACUAUGCAAUCCUUUGCUUUUGUUUUCUUCCUUCAGGUGGUGAUGGCCGUGGCUCAGCUGUAUUUUCAUCUCGCCCCGAAAGCAGAGGUCGGAGUGAUCGCCAAAGCCCUUGUGCGUCUCCUCAGGAGCCACAGGUGAGUGGUAGUGGCUCAUAUUUGAUAUAAAUUGAUGUUUCAUAAUUCAUUACUCUGGGAUGGUAUUUUAAAACGAAUCUGUAUGUGCCGUUUCAAUUUGUUUAUAUGUCUGAGAACCAAGUUGAGGGUGGAAAUAAUAAGAAUUUCACUUGAAAAGAAAAGAGACGAAAAAGAAAGCGAGAGUGCAGAAAGGCAAGGCUGAAUUUGAUAAGAGAAAGCUAUAAUAACCAUGAAACUCGGCAAAGUGGAAAACAGAAAUACAAAAAAAAGGAUAAGUGCGGGUAGUAAAAUAAAUCUCUCCAGCCCCGGAGCAGAGAGUGAAAUUAAACAGAGAGCUGAGUGAGACUGAGGUAAACAUGGAGGCAUAAAGCAUGAGGAGUGAUGGUGACACAUCAGCGGCCUCACGGUUGUUAGUCCUGAAAACUGUCAGCUCCUUAUUGAACAAGUACUCCUGUGGCUCUGGGUGUGUUUGUAAUGGGAUCAUCAUUCAGCAGCUUCCAAACAGCAGCAACCCUCUGCAGGGGACGGGGUCAGAAAUCCAUUGUACUGUAAGAUACGUUUCAUCAGAUCUGUUUAUUAGGACAGAGUCAGCGGUGGCUUUGCUGAAUCAUAACAACUCAAAGUAAAAUAUUAAAGGAAGGUCUUCUUUGUUUAUAAAACCAUUUUAAAGGCUGAAGAACAUCUGCUAACACAUUCCCAAGAUUCAGAAAUUCACAGCCAAAUUUAGGUGUAUUGUCCUUUGGUUACUAGCUUCACGAGUGGAAAAUCUGAAGCUUUACUCCCUGGGCUAUUUUUUGGCAUUGUUGGCUGACUGCAUAAAACCUGUAAAAGCUAUUAUAAUUGUUAUUAUUCCAACACCUCCAUCCCCACGGAUUUUGGAGCUGAGGCAUGUGCAGAAGCAAUCUGUCUGAAAAAGAUGAGGGAUUGAAGUCCCGCCCCAUCAGCUCACUAAAACGCUCAUUUAACUUUUACAGUAGAUUCCUCACAAGUCAGCACACUCAGCAGAACAGAGUCUAGUGUCGAUGAAGAGCACACUCAUAGUUAUUGAAAGUUUAGAGACUCUUGUGUUUGUGUUUGUUGUGUUUUCUCUCCCUGCUCCCCCUCUAUUGUGUUAAUCCGAAACAGAGUGCUGCAAAAGCCGACAUUCGUCAACAGAGCUGUCAAUCACUACACCACACCCUCUAUUUUCCUAGUAUGGCUCAUGUUAAUGAGCUGUAUCUCCUUUACUGCAGCCAGUCACCAGAGGGGCUCUAAAAGUUUUACACUGUUAUAAUUUAGAGUAAAAAAAUGUAGAAAUGGGAAUAUAUUUGGGGAUAACUGGCAGUCAGAUUCGACAUUGAAAUGUUCCCUCAGUGGAGUGACGGUGGCCUUCGAGGACAAGAAGCCACUGUGAUGGAUAUAAAGUUUGAUGCCCCAUUUGUCAAGUUUUUACCAUCGGAAACAUCAAUCCAGACAAAAUUCUUUUAUGCACAAAAUCUUCUUUAUAUUCCAAACCAGUGUACCUUACAUACCCACUCAAUAAAUACAGAAAUGCAAAUGCUACUCUGUGCUGCUGCAUAAACAUGGCAGUACAAGAUGGCAGCCUCUGCAGAAGGAGACCCUCUUUAUUGUAGCUGUCGAUGUGAAGCACUUUGAGGGUCUGUAAUAAGUGCUAUAAAAUCUGAUGCAUUAUGAAACAACAACAACAACAAUAACAAUAACAAUAACAACAACAACAACAACAACAACAACAAUAAUAAUAAUAAUAAUGUUAUUGUUACUUUCAAUUUUCACCAAGUCUGUUCUACCCAAUUUUUCCAAAUACUACACACUGUACCUUUAACCUUUAAAAUCUGUUUAGCUCAUUUGCAGUUAUAAAAAUAAAUAUAAAGUCUUCUUUGUCUCAGAAGUCAAACAAAUCUAAAACAUGAGAAGAAAUUGUGGACAUCAAAUUUUUAUGUACAGAUAUAACACAAACUGAUUAUGCUUUUUAAAAGACUUUCUGGACCAGGACAGUUCGGAUCUAUUUGUACAAGUCAAAACCACCCAAAUUUCUUUUGCUCUUGUCUUGCAACCCAUUGACAGGUUCAAAGGUUUAUUAGUUUUGGUUAAUUACAGUAUUACUGACGCAGCUAACAUGUAAGAAGUAACAUGUAAGUAAACUGCUCCUGAUUUGAACCGUUCGGUUGUCUUUUGCUCUCAAGGGUUUAGCAUUAGAAAAGGUCUUAGGUUCAGCAGACAGGAAUGUAAAGCAAUUAAAACUUUAUUGACCCAUCAUUGAAUUAGGUUUCCUUUUAAAUGUUUUUCUUAAUCAGUUCCUUUUAUUUCCGUCUCUUCUCGCAGUGAAGUCCAGUUUGUCGUCCUUCAGAAUGUGGCAACAAUGACAAUCAAGAGACGGGUGAGCGACACAUUCUGGUUUGAGGAUCUUUAUUUUGAAAAGUUGACUGAGCUGCAGAGUUUCUUCAGGUUUUUGACUCCUCUGUCUUCAUUUUUCUCAGGGGAUGUUUGAACCGUACCUGAAGAGCUUCUACAUCCGCUCCACAGACCCGACUCAGAUAAAAGUCCUCAAGGUCCUUUGCUUUUCUCUUUUAUUCCAGCUUUGACUCACAUUGAUUUUCUCAACACUGAUUUACAUUGGUGACAUCUUCUGCCUGUCCUCGAUCAUUUUAAAUCCACUUACUUCUGUCAAAAGUAACAAUGUUUAAAACUCAGUCAAAGGAUGUUGUACCUUUGUCGUGCUGAAUCAAUUCCUAUUGAAUUAGAGUGAAGCUAGUUCCAAAAAGUAGACAUCAAUAUGAGCAUGUAAGUCUCUUUCUACAGGUUCUGCUGCAUUGCAGUUAUUUCAGUGUUAUAAAAAGUUCCCUCUUGUUUCGUGCAGUUGGAGGUCCUCACCAAUCUGGCCAACGAGACAAACAUUUCCACCAUCCUCAGAGAGUUUCAGGUAAAGGGAAGCACAACCAGACAAACUUUCUCAUGAUAGUUACACAGGAUUUAUCUUUUAUAACUGAGCAAUCAUCUCUUUCCUGCAGACGUACAUUAAAAGCAUGGAUAAAGAUUUUGUGGCGGCAACAAUCCAAGCUAUUGGCCGAUGUGCAACCAACAUCGGUGAGGUGAGGGACACGUGCCUGAACGGUCUGGUGCAGCUCCUUUCCAACCGUGAUGGUGAGUUUUAGUUUGUGGAACAAAAGAUGAAACUUGGAGGGAUAUAAAUUUAAAGAAGAAUGAGAAUGAGUUUCUGUUGUGGCUGAAUCUUUGUUAAUAUCUUAUAAGCCAUUUUAGCACAGUCAGACUACCAGAAAAAAGCAUCAUUUUUUUAAGAGAUUGAAUGAGAAUCUUUUGAACACAAAUCAUUUUAGUAACUGAAUGUAGGAUGAAGAUGAAGAAGACUUGCUGAAAAGAUCAUUUGUUAUUUCAGAGAGUGACUUUUUGUUUCUUUUUACAGAGCUGGUUGUAGCUGAGUCUGUGGUGGUUAUUAAGAAGCUUCUACAGAUGCAGCCAGAAAAGCACAGCGACAUUAUAAAGCACAUGGCAAAGCUGACAGACAACAUCCAGGUGAGCGCCUCUUCCUCAAAUCUCUGUAUAAAUCUUACUGUAUAAUACAAAACCAGUAUUGAGUUUUAUGAGUGUUAAACCCUUUCUUUGGUAACGUUACAGAAGCACAUGACCUCUUUAAUUUAAUGUAAUUUUCUGUUUUUAGGUCCCGAUGGCGCGGGCCAGUAUCCUGUGGCUGAUUGGAGAAUACUGUGAGCACGUACCGAAGAUCGCCCCAGAUGUCCUGAGGAAGAUGGCGAAGUCGUUCACUAACGAAGAGGACAUAGUCAAGCUUCAAAUAAUCAAUUUGGCAGCCAAACUCUAUCUCACGAACUCUAAACAGGUAUGAUGCUUUCAUUUCAUUUGAUUAUCAACAAAGGUGGGGGCCUAUCUCCAUCCCAUGCAUUACCGUUACCAGUUCAGCACACAGUGGUUGAAAAAGAAUUCAAAUUUAUAACAUUAGUGAAAAAAACACACACAUAAAUACUCUUUUUCAUGUAGAAGUUCUAUAUCCAAACUUAUCACAGUAGACGACAGAGAAUAGGCGUCAACUUUUAGCAAAGCAUUAUUCCACUCACCAGUCAGGACAUGAUUAAAACGACGCAGCAACCCACCCAUUUAGCCUAACACAGAGAGGCACCGAAGCAACGAUCUACAGCAUCAUUACAAGCCUCUAAAUUACCUUUGUGACUACUUGGCAACAUCUAAUCAGUGCUUGAAAAUGCAGGUUUGACGCCUACUACCCCCUAGUGAUACUUCAUUAGCCAACUAUCUACUCAAGUAGUGUUCCCACGUCUCAUUAACAUCGGUUUGACUUGUUGACUAUUAGCUCUCUCCUCUACAAACAGCCGCACAGAUAUGAAGACAUGACCUGUCACUCAGGAGGAACUCUCCUUUAAGACUCCUGAUUUAAAGGGUCUUCUUUCUUCCUUUCACAGACCAAACUGUUGACGCAGUACGUUCUCAACUUGGCCAAGUACGACCAGAACUAUGACAUACGUGACCGAGCUCGCUUCAUUCGCCAGCUUAUUGUUCCCACCGAGAAGAGCGGGGCUUUAAGCAAGUACGCAAAGAAACUGUUCCUCGCCCUCAAACCUGCACCCAUCCUCGAGUCUCCAUUUAAAGGUACAGUACAACCUGGACGUCAUCUUUUUAGUUUUUCUUAAAAUCUGUAUAACAGGGUGAUAGUCAUCUGUAAGACUUUGGUGCUUCAUGCUAAUUUAGGGUGACCAUACGUCCUCUUUUACCCGGAUAUGUCCUCUUUUUUGGGGGCUGUCCGGGUUUGUUCGGGGAAGUUUAUAAAAUCCUUCAAAUGUCCGCAGUUUUGUAUGUAAUUUUUGAUUUUGUGUCACGUGGACUUACUGAAAACUGAACUGAACAGAACAGAACUGAAAACAGUCAGUCUAGUGUUGUGUUAGUCUUCUCGCUUCCACCCGGGACACGUCUUUUUUCACCCAGGAAAGUCGCAAAAUAGUCAGGCGUGUUAAAAUUCGCCUCAGAAUAUUUCAUAAUUUCGCGUUGUAUAUUUGCGUCAUUCCCGGUGUGUAAGGAUCUUUAGAAGCACGUAAAAAACUCUCAAAUUUAACUUUGUGUGACUUCUUGACUCCGCAUAGUCGUGUCCUCUUUUUGGGAAGUCAGAAUAUGGUCAUCCUAUGCUAAUUAUCAGGCUACCAGCAGGCUGCUUUACCAAAAUAAAGCCCAUAGCUUACUGAAUUAUUCCAUGAGUCGAUUUUACUCCAACACUUGAAGCCCCCAAAAUGACAGGAAUUGUAGCUUAAAAAGGAAGAUGUUAGAAUUCGCCCUCUAGAUUCCCUUUCUCCUGUCUUGUUGCAGAUCGAGACCACUUCCAGUUGGGUUCAUUGUCCCACCUGCUGAACGCCAAGGCCGGUGGCUACCAGGAGUUGCCUGACUGGCCUGAAGCCGCCCCAGACCCCUCCGUGCGCAACGUGGAGGUGAAGGAGUCUGUGCGUGCAGUGGGAACAGUAACAUACAGAGACACAGGGGCCCUCUGGGGUCUCCCGGGGCCCCGAAAGGUGGAGGGGAGCGGCGUUUGCUCCUGCCCCAGUGCAGUGCCUCAGAGGGGCCGGACAGAGUCACCAAAGCUUCACAUCCAAUAUAACAUUAACUCCAAUAUAACAUUGAUUCCUCUUUUCAUUGGCCAUCCGUCAUUGACAUACAGCUCAUUAGCAUUAACAGCUCAUCGCUAACAUGCAUCCUUUUUUGGCUCCCAUCAGUUUUCAAAUGGAUGCUGCUUGUCAAAAACUCUUCCCCCCUGUAGAGGUGAUGAGUUACAAAUGGAAAAAAGAGGAUUAUAGUCUUUUUUAAAAAAACUUCUAGUCCACAGUGAAAACUUACAGUGAACUCCUCACCCUCUCUGCUGCACCUGCUGCUGUUGGCAGCAGCUGACUCGCCCCGUCCAGGUUUAUCCUCUGAAGUGUUUGAGCCAAUAGCACAUGUCAUACCAAAGAGAGCAGAUCCGGGAGCUACAGCCCCAGAUUUUGACGUAUUUUCUAUCAACAGUGUGCUUACAGUGAAUUAACAUCCAAAAUUAGACCUUUAUUUUGAAAGGAUGUUUCCAAUAGUUAUUUUCUACUUUUUUUAUAUGAGUGAUUUGCAAAUUUCCAAGCAGACACUUCAGUAAUACUCCGCUGAAGGAUUGAAUUUGACCUGAGUGUUUCAAGAGAUCACAGUGCAGAGCAACAUCCCAACCUCUCAGACCCUUCCCCAUCCUCGCCAUUACCUCCAUGUGCCAUCGGUUCAUAACUAACAAUGUGAUCUGAUUAAAGACACGAAAUCAAAACUUGAGUCAGUCACUUUUGCGCUAAAAUCAAGACCCCAAUCACAAAAUCACUUGAUUUUCAAUUCAAGGAGUGACCUCAAGACUUGGUUUUGUUGUCUUCUUUAUUGAUUAUUGCUUCUUUAGUGUAGAUUUAUUUUUAGCUCACAGCUCAAUGUCCCAUACUUAUUGUUAGCUUAUUGUUUACCUGUGAAGCAGAUUUCAGGAUGAGGCCACAGGUGCAUUGCAGUUUAUACUCGAAACAUGUAUAUUGAAUUUUCGGGAGAUGAGCACUCAAGAGACCAUACCGGGAGAUUCAGCUGGCUGGAUAAGUCACAUUAGUGUCGUCUGUUUUCCAGCCCUUUUCAGAGCAUUUAAUUAACGUGAAAUUCGAUUCCCAGCCUUCCAGCCUGAUAUUUGUUUUGUUUACAGAGAAUGGAUGCUUGCUUUAGAGAGCUGAUCCAUCACAGUGAACGAUUUCAUGCUUUAGCUGGAGUUUUGCUCCAUGCGCACACAGACACGACGCGAUUAUGAGUUGAUGCAGAUGCGAGGAUGCUGCAUUCAAAGACCCUCUGACAUUAACUUAAUAACUAUCCUAUGAUUCAUGAUACCAAACCUCAAAUCCCCACAAGCCCCUCUCUUAAUGGGGUUAGAGAGAAUCAAAUAACAUCAGCUUGAGAUGAAAUUAAAAGGUCUUGCAAAUAUAAAUUUACUGCAAGAUGAACUUUUGAACUGACAAGAUACUGUGUUUUGAUUUUGGCUUUUAGUUUUCAAGCUGGAAUUACAUUUUAUAUCAUUAAUAACCGAUAGGUCAUGUAGAGAGUCAGGGUAACUGGAUUUCUCAGUGAGAAAUAGUCUGAAUUUAAGAUGAAGAUGUAUAGAUUUAUGUGAGUGCAGAUUUACAUCUACAUUUAAGGGAUUGAUUCAGAAAGCAGUAGGGCUGGGCGACAAUAUUUUUUUUCAUAUCAGUCGAUAUCGAAAUUUAUCACGAUUUUAAAAUAAAAUCACUUGUCAAUCUUAAAUAUUCCUUGUUACGCUUAUUGGUAACAUUUCUUUUGCAAUACAAUAAGCUAUUGCAUCUGUUAGGUCUCUGUGUCUCUUCGACGUUUUGUCGUCAGGCGUUGUGCGAGAGAACGCAAACUGAUUGAUCAGUUCAGCCCAAACCUGGAGCAACUCCCCUUUUCAUUGGCUAUCCAUAUGGUCUACCGAAAUAUGGCAGAAUGCCGGCUAUCGAAAAGCAUAUUGACUAUGUUUCAUAUCGAUAUCUAGGGAAAUUAAUUUUUGAUAUAUAUAAUUAUUGUUUUAUCGCCCAGCCCUAGCAAGCAGCAUGAUUACGUCUCACACAUUAGCUGCACUCCUCCAUAAGGAUCGUGGGAUUACAGGCUGUUCUCAGAUCAGUACAGGUUGCUAUCAAAUGUGUAUACAACAGAAAAAAAACAAAAACAAUGGAGGGCGUGGAAAGCUGUGAAUCAGUCCAAAAACUUUGAAUAAUCUUUGAAAUUCAGUCACAAUAAUGUUUAAGAGGAAGAAUGAGCAGGAUUCUUCGGUAUGGUCCUUUACUGACGGUGGAGAGAAACCUGAUGUGAGUCCGUUUACAUCCUCUGAUGUUGAGGCUGAAGCCGCUCAGAGGGUCACUGGAUCCUCUGAAGCGCUGACCUCUCUGACAGGCUCUCACUCUGCACAUUAUGCGUCUCCACAGAUAGAGGAGGUCAUAACCACCGGCGAGGGGCGGAUCGGCUUGCUAGGAGACUGGCGAGAGGUGCCCCCUCCUCCUCCUCCUCCUCCUCCUCCUGGGUUUGGGAGUGCGGUGGUGUUUGUUUUGAUGAUUACUCUCUCUUUCCUCUUAGUGUCCCGUUCUGGUUGUCAUCCUGUUGAAACAGAAGAUGAUCAAAGUGACAAAUUAAGAUUAAUGAGACUUCAAUCUGAAUCAGUGUGGAUUUUUAGAGGAUAAAGAUGGCAGCUGUUUUGACUCAAGUGGAAAGAGAUUAUUCUUCGUCCUCUUUAAAGGAAAGAAAUGAAGUCAUAAAGUAAGACUGGAAGAAAAGCUCAAUUAAAUGCCAAAUUACAGCAGUUCAGAGGAUUAGAAGACUUAAGCUGGACUGUAAAGUCUUUCUCUUGAAAACAAAAGUCCAUAAUCUCUAAACAAGGUCUUUUUAGCUGCUUGUCCUGGAGCUUUUCUCUCAACUGUGUUUCAUACGGGAACGUGAUCUGUUGACUAGACUGUUCAUCAACUUUCAGUUUGUGAAAUACUUUUGUGAGGAUUCAGUUCUGCAGUUUAGUUGUUGUUAUCUUCUUUAUCUGAAGACAGAAGUGAUCAUAUCUGGUGAAGGAAAUAGUAGACAAACCCUUAUUUGUCACUUAUUUUCCCUGAAUGAGGAGCACCAUGUUGUGUUGGAGAAGCAGCAAUGUUGACAACAAAUUCAACAGGGCAAUGAGAGAGGAGAGGAGAGGAGAGUAAAUGAGAGGAGAAGAGAGGAGAGGAGAGGAGAGGAGUCUUUAUCCUAUUUCUUUGUGAGACCGGUGAAGUCGCCCACUAGUAGCCUAAAAAAAACAUGUUUUCAAGUGUUCUCAAACACAGUUUCAUGUUUAUUUUGUGAAUUAUGAUCUCAUUUAAAGGAAAACGGUUAAUAAUGCAGGGUGUACUCAGGGUAUGAAUUUGUUGGACUCCUAUGGUGACCUUUCAACUUGGAUAGAUGUUGGAGCGUUUACCUUUUUGUCUAAUAUGAUCACUUCUAGGAAAAACAAGAUGGCAGAGACUAAAAUGUUGAACUUGAGGCUUCAGAGUAAAAAUUCACAAACUAAAGGUUGAUUCCAUGUUUAAUGUACAGUUAAAAGUUUCAGCCAUACACCUUAUUCUUUAAGAUCAAAUUUAAUUUCUUACGAGUUAAACUUAAGAGUUUAUUUACUGUUCAGUUCUGGAGUGAAAACCCACCCCACUGUGAGGUGAGCCUGUAUUUCCUGAGCUGAGCCAAAGACAUGUUUGUGUACACAUAUAUCGUUUCAGUUCAUCCGGAGGUUUUUGUCUUAAUCAGUGAGGAGUUUGAACAUAAAAACGCUUAUAAAUACUCGGCUCAAUUACCACUCUUUUCAGCCGAUGGGAAGAAAUUCACUUUUGACUGUGUGCUGCUGUUAGAGGCGGUGUUUGUAAAUUAGGCGUUCAUUCGCACAGACAGGGGGUCUAUUUAGCUCUGAAUAAAUGCAUAAUGGCUCUUUUUAAUCUACAAAACAUACGCACUGAUGCACAGAAACGCUGUUUGCUCAUCAGCAUUCAACCUUUUGUGAAUCAGUCUUUUCGGCUCAUUAUUGCAGGUUUAGCAGGUGCAGAAGCCGAGCCAUCAAUUUGUGGAUCAGGCCUUGAAAGAAGAGUUUCAUUCUUAUGUUAGGAAAAACUCAAAUUCACAAUCUCCUCUCAGGGUUUGUUAACUGGCUGAUAUUCUUUAAGUUUGAAGACAGACUUUAAACCUUCACACAGAGCAAUCAUUACUCCAGACAUCGCCGAAAGCUCCAGCACAACCAGCUUAUAAUCCUUGAGAUGAUUCAGCGGCUGAGUUCGAAACGUUUUUCUUUUCCUGCACCUUUUUGGUCUCCCAUGAAAUUUGUGGCACAGCGAGUUCAAGUGUCACAAAUGUUGUUGUUGUGCGAUACUGAGUGAUGUGACUUUUUUACUCCAUGACUGCUUCUCCCCCUCUCUCACCUCUCACCUGAUCCACCCUCAUCCACCUCAUUUUGAUCCACAUCCUGCUUUGUCACUGAUGGAGACAUUUAUACGAAAUGCAUUGUUGUGAAUUUUGUUGACGUUUAAGUUACGAGUGAACGUAAAUUUUUGCUUUUUUAUUUCUUGAUUUAAGUAUAUAUUCAAGAAUAUAUUUAAGUUAUAUUGGAGUGUACUCUUUUAAAACACUUUACAAGCUAUUUAGUUGCCUGAUGUUAUGGUUAAAAAAAAGCAAAGUGUACUAUGAUGAUAUUUGGGGUUUAUUUUUGUCUCUGUGUUAUCACAAACUGUUCUCACACGUCUUCUUUUUAGACCCAGAAACCUUCCUGUGCCUGUUUCUCUUGCUUUCCUGACGUUAUUUCUAAAAAUCUCCCCUUCUUUUUUCCUUUUCUCACCUCCAUCCCAAUCUUUUUCUUUUCUACAUCUGCCAGGUUUUUACGCUGCUUGAAAGAGUCACAACAUUAACGAGUGUGAGUCAGUUAGCGGCAAAGAGCCCAACUCCUUUAGCCUCAACACCCACAUAACGGCAAAAACCCCCCUCCCGAGUGCUUUUUGACACCCCUGCCUAACGUAGUCGCUGUUCUGUGCUUAGCUCAGCCAAAGCUACCUGAAACACAGCACCCUCUUCCUCGGUCUCUCCCAUUAAAGAAGUGAUUCUUUUAGCAGGACGUGAGCUCCUCUGACACGUCGAGAUGCAUUAGCAGCCCCUGUGGGUUUUAAAUGGGGUUGGAGAUGUCCACACUCAUUAGCUGAUGGUUUUAGCUAAUGAGCGUGGAGGAGCGAGACAGAUGGCCUGCUUUUUUGAGAGUGUGAGAGGAUGGUCACGGCUCCUCGAAGACAUCACUUCUCUUAAUGGAACUGCUCCCUGUAUUCAAAGAAAGGCCAUUUCUGCAACUGGUCAUGAAGGCAUCCCCUGGUGCUGACAUUUAUCUGUUUAAAAAAGAAAGGAAAGCUUCCUGCAAGCGUUACUGUCUGUACUGAAUCUGUUGUCUGACCGUCAGAUCUAAAAGCAGAUCUGACCGCUGGCUUUAUUUGGCUGCAUCACGCCCAGGCAGAGGCAUUCAUGGCCAUGCUACUGUAAUCUGCCCACGUCUCUGCUGCUGUCUGAGGGUUUUUUUUUUCAUCUGUGACUGAGGCGGAGCUGAAGGUUUACUGUUUGAACUCUGCUUCUCCUGUCAGGUGCCUGAAUGGACCAAAUGCAGCAGCCGGGAGAAGAGGAAGGAGAAGAAGGUGGAAAAGCCGUUUUACUCAGACUCAGAGGGCGAGUCAGGGCCGACCGAGUCAGCUGAUAGUGGUAACUUUGGGGCUGCUGUCUGUGCUUUGUUGUACUUUUUGUCAUAGUAGUGACGUGUAUGUGGUUUCAUUCAUGAUUAUUGUUGGUGAAAGGUCAAAAAAAGUAAUGUGUAAGUCCGUCUAUCAACUUAAAACCCUUGGGGGAGUUUUUUGAAUAGUGGUGAAGCAGAUUUAAGAUCACCAGCAAAAGGACUGACAUCCUCUAAAUUAUGAAUUUGAAGCCUGUAGCUGCUGCAGAAGGUUGGGUGUCAGGAGAGACAUUCACAGCAUGAUGAUGGUGAUAAAAAAUCUUUUAGUCUUGCCAGUGUAAAUACUCACAGCAAAACAUACAUGUGAUGGGAUUUAUUGUCCAAAACAUCAUGUACCCCAAUACAACGACUUUUUUGAGUGUGUGUGUGAAAAUACAUCUGAAAAAGGCAGUUGUCACAUAAUCAGGGUUUGCAUAAUGGCUUUUUGAAAAAAUGGCUACUUUAAAAUUGAGUAAAAAUGUCUCAUCAGGGUUAAAUUACCUGAUGUGUCCAGAUGAGUGUCAUGAGGGAGGGGUAAACAAAGGAAAAGGACCCAAAAAUGCAGACAAAAAAAAAGGAUUUAUUAAAAGAACUAAACAAAACUUACUUUAAAAUGUCCAACCAAAAAAACCCAAAGGGAAAAUCCAACAAAAGACACUGAGGAAAAAAAACACAAGGAAACCAGGGAUUCAGAGGGGAAGAUCGGGACUUUAUACACACUGGGAAACGAGCAACAGGUGAGGCAGACGAGACACAGGUGAAACUCAUGCAUGAUUAACAAAAGAGGGAAAACUAGGGAAAUAAAACCAGACUAGAAACACAAGGAAUCAACUACUACAAAAAUAAAACACUGAGAACUGAUCUAAAAUUUUAAAACAAUGACAAGGUGGAGAAAUUCACGAGUUCAAGUGAAACAAUUUAAACAAACAGAACAUAUCACGACAAUGAGUGUCAUUUUUUAUGCCUUUGGUAGAUUUUUUUACUCAUUACAAAGACUUCAGGUCUUACUUUUGCUUUUAAUAUCGUGAAAUAAGACUUCAGGUCUUACUUUUGCUUUUAAUAUCUUGAAAUAAGACAUUCAUUUAAGCUUGUUCUGCAAAUGUAGUUUAUAUAGUGUAUAAAUUCAUGUUGUACUUUUGUGUCACAGAGUCUGCACUGAUACCCUAAGAGUGGCUUUGGAAGUCUUAAACAAACGGUUUUGUGUUUUUUAUAUUCAGUCAACAAUAAAAAUAUUUAUUUAUAGUUAUAAAUAGGAAGGGUAAAAUAAAGUAAAAGCACUAAUGUCAUGAAAUGUUUCAGCACAAAUCUGAUGUAUUGAACAAAACACUCCUGACCUUUCCCUCUGCAGAGUCCGACUCCGCCAGCAGCUCAGAAAGUGGCAGCGGCAGCGAGGAGAGCGGGUCAGGAUCAGAGAGCGAGGAAAGCGAGGAGGGCUCCGAGUCUGAGGAAGAGGAGGAGGAGGAUGAGGAUGAAAAGGACAAGAAGAAGAAAAAGAAGGAACUAAAGAAGCCUGCACGAGAGAGCGAAAGGUACGGCAUGUUUGGGUUUGUUGUGUUGGAUUAUAAUCUGGAACUGUUGAUAUGAAAUACGUAACUCUAACCUUUUCCAGGCGUUUAUAUCUAUCUUUACUGAAUUUACAGUUUGGAUGGUUAAUCUCAUCUCUUCUGAUAACACCUGAUUAAUCAUCUUCACUUUACUUUUCCCUCCAGUGAGCAGAGCAGUGAAGAAGAGAGGAAACAAACAAGGAAGAUAAAACAACGCAAGAGCGACACAGAGUCUGAGUCUGAGGACGAGGCGGACAGUGAGUCUGAGAGCAGCCAGUCUGAGUCUGAAGACUCGGAGUCUGAGGUUGAAGUCAAAAAGAAAAAAAAGGUAACCGAAACAUCUCAAGAAUACAGAAAACGCCCUCUAAUUUGUGAUUUAGGUGAAAAACACGUGAAAAUGAAAUCUAAAUCUGUGUUCUCGUCACCCACUUCUGGACCAAGCCUCUCUGGAUUUCAGCUGCACAUGGUGACAUAAAUUUCUGAACCUUUUUCAUGUCGCUUUUCUUUCGUCUUCUCACAGGCAGCUGAAGCCAAACCUCCCUCGAAGCCUGUCAAGAAAGAAAGCAAGAAGGAGAAGAAAGAAAUGUCUCUGCUCGACCUUGACGAUUGUGAGUUUUUUGUUUUCAUCUCUGCUUCCACAGAAAGUGCAAAAGUGACGAUACAUCCACAGUUUGGCAAAGUCAGUGGACAAGGACGUAAUUUUGCUGCAGUUUGUUAUUAUCACUGAGAAAAACAGCAUCCAGCUCUUCAGGCUAUCAGAGGGAAUGAAAUCAAACUCUGUGAGAGAUGAUAUACGCUUGAAUCUUCCUGAUACCUGUUAUUUUCUCAUCUUUUCUCCCCAGUUGAACCCGCACCAUCUCCUCAAGUCACACCUGUCAACACCUUCCUCUCAAACAGCCUUGUGACCGACCUGGAAGGAUUAUCUUUGUCUGAUGCUGUUCUCUCACCUGCAGUAAGUACAUCAUCCUCCUGCUUAGUAUCUUCACAUUUUCAGAGAGGUUACCCGGCUCAGACUGACUCACGGCGAGUCUGAAGGUUCGGUCUCUUGAAGUCAGUCGUUGCGUCAUCAAUCAAGAGCAGUCGUGACUUUCUGCAAGUGCUUCACAUCAACCUUCGCCCCCCACCUGCUCUGUCUUCGCAAAAUCAACUCUGUCUUCCUCUUUGACCUCCUGCUGUAUGAACACCAGGUUUAAGGAGAAAUUUGAACGUCUUCUUGUCUGUCUCCACUAUGGGGCUGUGUCAGCUCAGGGAAAGUCCUGAUUGGACUGUUUUCCAGAGCGAAGUUACCAAAUUUAUGUAUGAGUGUAUGUGUGACAGUCAAAACCUUGUUGAGAGAAUCUUGUCUUGAUUGAAAGGUUAGAAUAAUCAACCCCGAAUCCAAAAGACUGGGGAUGAUGUGUAAAACCUGAACAAAAUCAGAUUUUGAUGGUUUUUAUAUAAACAUGUGGACAUAUUUAAGUGAAAAUAGGUUAAAAAUGCAGAAACUGAAAAGUUUUUUUAAUUUUUCAAAAAUAAAUGCUCAUUCUAAAUUUGAAGCCAGCAAAAAGUUUUUAAAAGUUGGGACAGGGACGACAAAAACCUGAAAAAUGUGUGUGAUGCUAAAAAAACAGCAACACGUGUUUGUACCGCUUUAUAAACUGGGUCAUGCUUGGACAUCGCUUGAGCUCCACAGCUCAUCUGUUCCACAACCUUCCUCCACAAACAGAAACACAAAAGCUUUUUCAUGUAGAACCCUGCUCCUCUGCGUAAAAUUGCGAAAGGUUUGAGGAUUUUAUGACCUACUGAACAAUAAAAGACUCAAAGAAUCGGGUAUAAUCUCCACACAAAAGGGACAAGGUCAAAAACCUGACAGCACUGCAUCAAAAACAGACUUCGCUCUGUAGUUGCAUCUGCUAAUGAAGGGUAGAGCUGAGCCGUGCAAGAAAAGAAGUUAAAGCCUGAUCCUGAACUUCACAAAUUCUUUUAGGAUGGACUGAGGUGAAGGUCAACCAACCGACAGUGGUGUCUGUUCAUGGUGGUGUAUUUAUCUGAUCGUUCACAUGCCUCAAUUAAACCAUAAUUAAUUUCUCGUUAUGUUGUGGCAUUUGAACUCAGUCUGAAUCCUCCAGCUUUACCAAAGUUUCUCUACAGUCUGACAAAUGAAGUUAAAACAAAAAUGCGCUCCCUUCCUCUGAAUGAAGACAGUCUCAUGAUCGUUAAUUGGCUUCAUUUCCUCCUCCACCCACAGACCAUCGCUCCCUCCAGUGCGCUGAAGAGCUACGAGCUGCUGCACCGGAUCACAGGGGAGGGUCUGUCGGUGGAGUACUGCUUCAGCCGGCAGCCGUUCAGCCCCGACGCGAACAUGGUGGCGGUGCAGAUGCAGUUCACCAACAGCGCCACCUCCGAGACCAAGAACCUGCACAUAGAGGACGUGAAGCUCCAGUCUGGGAUGAGGGUCAAAGAGUUCCCUGAGAUUGGUGAGUGAAGUGGGUCACUCUUUGGUCUCAUAAUGAAAAGCUUUGAAUAUAUAUGAUUGAUUCUGUUAUUCAUUCUGCAUGAUUUACUUUCCUGUGUGUGAUUUUAGCCAAUACUCAGAGCCAGACUAGUCUAGACCCUCCAAUAAACCACACAAAUCCAACUACACAGUCUGCAGGACAGGACAGGACAGGACAGGUGUUUCAUCUCAGAUCAAAGCUGCCGAGGUCCCGACUGAAGCUUUAUGACACAGUUUCAUCACUGUCCUCUUUUUGUUCCUGCGUGUUGACAGAGCUGCUGCCAGCGGGCGAGACGGCCACAGCUGUGAUGGGCAUCGAUUUUUGUGACUCGACGCAAGCGGCGAACUUCCAGCUGUGGUGAGCGCUGCGAUCUUUCAUCCAGGAUCUGUGCUCCGUGUGUUUCUGGCACUCAGGAAACAAAUUUUUAAAAAGCCUAGUUAGGGAUUCAGAAAUCCUCUUUCCUUUGAACAGCGGUAAUCAUUUCUGUUUUUCACGCCUUUUCAUGAUUUGUUUUUUAGCACACACACCAAGAAAUUCUUCGUGACGAUUCAGCCGCCUGUCGGGGAGCUGAUGCGACCCGUCUUCCUCACAGAGAACGAGUUUAAAAAGGAACAAGGUGAGACUCUGCGGAAACACUUUAGUGCCGCUCUCCUGAUCUGAAUCACCCUUAGAUCAUAUUAUAGGUAUCCAGUCUGCACCUGCGGCACCUUUCUAGAUCAAAGCUGCUUUAAUGUGAGGAUUUUAUAACUGAAUAUAUCAAACAGGCCCACAGAUGAAAUGACAGCUGAAGAGGGAGCAUCUUACAUGUAAAGCCUGAGUUAAAAAAAACAACAAAUCACUGUCAUAAAUUUCUCAUCAUCAUCAGCAUUUAUUUGACAUCUUUCUCCUCUGUGGUAUCAGCUGAAAAAGCUUCAAUAAAUAAGCUCAGUCAUACCAUAAAUACACCGUGAAUUACAAACGUGUUUUUAUGUCAAGAACACUUUUUUUAAGUUUCUUUUUGCAUUAAAUGGAACAUUUUUCUACUUUUGCCAUAAUUUCCUCUUUUAUCGUUGUCCAUUCAAAGACAUAACCUCUACACUUUACUGUAUUGUCACAGUUUUGCACGAUUUUGUUCUUUAUUUUGAUGCAUUAAUCUGUAUGUUUGUAUAGUAGGUUCUUCUUCAAACACCUGCAUUUACACUAUUUAAAGUAGGGCUUGUGUGUAAUCAUAGUGUGAAUCUGCUUACAGGGUCUCGGUACCUUUUAUUCUUUCCUCCAUAUUUUCUUUAAUAUACAGAAAUUUAACUGCAGAAUUAGAGUUUAUUAUAGUUUAUUAAAAUGUUAUAUCCAUAUUUAAAAGCACAUCACCCACACGUACAGUAAUGACAUCCAAUAUAUUGUUUAAAGCACAUGUCUGAUUUACUGUUAUUCCUCAUUAUUUGACAUACGCCAGAAAAGCACAGCUGACCUCAUAAAACACAAGAGUUCUCAGAUAAUAGAACUUCAGACUAACUUACAUUUGUGUUUAAAAUCAGGUCAUUUAACCACCUUUUCACUCAGGCACAAGACAUGAUAGACAGUCCCUGUGAUAUUUUUGUCAUUUGUAAAGAGAUCAUGGAAAAUAUGAGACCUAAAUGAUACAACAUAGAGUCAAACCAGUCAGUGUUUUCCACACAUAGACUGUACAUUAUAACUGGAUGGGCUGCCCAAGAAUAUUUCCAAGUACAUUCGCAAACUAUUCUUCAAGUUAUUCUUUCAUUUUACUUUUUUUUUAAAGCGAUAUAUUUGGGCUUUUCUGUGCAGCAGAGGGUUGGGGAUCAAACUAGCAACCACUGUUAGGAGGACUCCAUACGUGAGGCCGAACUUUUGGUUUAGCAAAAUGCUUCAUUAGUACCAAGUCUGGUCCUCGUGCCGGUCUCCUGAGGUGAUGUAGAGAGAAGCAAAUCCUGUUAUUUUCAGAUAAUCAGACACUUACUGUACAGGUGAGAGAAAACACAGGGUGGGACAGGCUGCUGUGAGUGCAGUGAAAAGAAAACUGUGGGUCUGAGUGUGAAAAACAAAACUGAAAGAAGUAUGAACAAGUCAAAUUUAGCUUUUGUACAUACUUAACUGUGGGGCACUGUUAUCGGUUAAAAGCUUACUUACUGUGGGAUAUUAGGAAAAGUAAUCUUCAAGUGCGUGUUAAAAAACUCUAGAUAUACUUGUCUAGUGUGUGUUUGUGUGUGUGUGUUGCACCUCAAGUAUUGAUUUUCCACUUCUAAAGUUCUUUUUUAAUGAAAUGAAACCAAAAGCAGUUUGUCAGAGCAGCUACAGACAACAGUUUCCAGCAUGUUUCUGUUGUUUUUGUCUUUCAUUUCCCGAGCUGACUAACACUGAGACAGUUUUUGAGCUCCAACAAACCCAUAGUGACUCUUUAAACAUGUGUCAUAUCCACGGUUCCUCCCUCUUUGUACUGUCCCCCAUAGAGACGCUUUUACAGAGUCUCGGUAAGUUGGCUUUGAUAGAUUUGUCUUUUCACUUUCCUUUUAGCCGGCCUCAGCCUCACACGGACUCCCUCACUCCCCUCACUCCCCUCCUUUAACACCUCGUACUAUCCCAACCUUCCUCCCUGCCCUGCCUUGGUGAUAAACACUGAACAGACUCACCUGUACUAACCUGCACCGUAAAGAGGCCGCUCACUCUUUGCUUCGCCAGGAAUGACUGGAAAUGCUCCUCCACUGAUCCUGAUUCACUCCCCGAGCACCGUGUGAUUAAAAACUUCUCAUACUGGACUCAAAAAAUCAUCUGAUCACAUUCAUCAUGUUUGCUCAUGUUUUGAUACCUGUUCCUCAAAACUGCUGAUAACCACUGACCAUAUUAGGGAUUUAAUUUGCAACUGUGUUACACCACAGUUUUCCUUUUGUCUGAUUUGAGGUCUUCGUUUAAACCUGGACAAAUAUUUUAUGCACUUUGCAGGCCAAAAGACGCCUAAACUAGAAGAACAAGAGAUUAAAUGCCUGUAUUGGUAACUGACUCAGUAAAAACAGCAAACAGAGCAGGAAAGGCGGAGUGUAACCUCAAGAGCAGAAAAAAUUCCAAAGAAAGAAAGUUUUUAAAAAGUGCAGUUCCUCAAAUGGCCACUUGAGGCUGCCUCCAAAGGUGAGCCAAUCACCAUAGAGAUACAUUUAAAGAUGUCCGACUCUACAGCAGGAACAAACAGACUGGUAUAGAAAAUUCUACAUUGUCUUAAUUGAUCAAUUUUUCAUGUAUGAUAACUGAGCAGAAAUACACUAUUAAAAAAAUACUUAUAUUUAAAUAUAUUUAAGCUCAGAUUUAUAAAGUUUACCAUUGAAAGGGAUAUUCCGGGGUAAAAUUAAUUCAGGGUCAAACACAUCGUAACACCGAGUUAUACACCCCCUCUAGAAAUGAAUAUUGCUGACCGCUUGCUUCUCUAGUUAAACCAACUUUAGUAACGACCAUAUGAUAGCAAUACACAGCGGUCUGAGGAGCCAUAAACAAACCACAACCAAAACGCCACUAUAUAGUCACAAAUAAUGCUCAGGACAGCACCUAACUUCAUCAACAGUACAUAUAGGGUCCCAGCCAUAGUACUGGCCACCAAACAUCUUUUUAACUUUGACUAAUUUCUUUAGCAAAGAGACUAAACACAACUCACCUACUCUCUUCCAGCAGCCGCUUGUUUGUAGCAAGACCUCAGGCCAGUUCAUUAUGGGCUAAGGCAGGGUGACGCAGCUCAAGGAAGAACAUUUAUGACCAUUACUUUAUCAUUUCCUUGAAGUAAUAAUCACCGUAUUAAUCAUUUUGCACUGCAGACGCCUUAGCAUCUUGGUCUGAUCGCAUUUCCAUGUAAUCCAACCUGUGGUCGUUACUAAAGUUGGUAUAACUAGAGAAGCAAGCGGCCGGCAACAUUCAUCUCUUCAUCUCAUUCAUACAAUGUGUUUGACCCUAAAUUAAUUUUACGCUGGAAUAUCCCUUUAAGGUGUGACUUCUGGACUGAGAUUAAAUACUCUCAGUUGUUUCUUAGUUUUCAGACAGGCUUGUCUCCUUUUGACCUGCAAAUCUCCCACAAUCUGAUAAAGUGCUAAAUUCCUUGGAGCUCAAUCAUAACUUAAACUCAGAGCGUGGAGUCAGUCCUCUUCUGUGUUCAGUGGGAAGCACCAGUUCAUUCCAGUUUAAGUUUCGGUUUUACUUUGUUAAUAUUUGUGUGUUACUUCAAUCUCCAUGACAACUGGAGGAGAGGCUUGUGCAUAAACUUUCUUUGUUGUUAGACGUGUAUACAGUAUCUUCAGAUGAUACUGUAUAUGUCUGUAGCUGGUCUCCUGAAAAACAAUAGAUGAUAAAACAGUUCUGCCCCUUCACUAAUACUCUUCAAGCAGCACCCUUUUGUGUAAUCUGUGUUACUAAAAACUGCUUUGCAUUUUAUGUUUCUUGUAAAGGGUAAAUAAUCACAGGUCCCCUUAAGAGCUUUCCAGUUUGACCAGCGCUCUGCUCGCCUUUCCUCAGGUCAGCUGAUGGGUAUGAAUGAGAUCACAGAAAAGCUAACACUGGACGAGAAAUGCCGGAACGAGCACGCCAUCGUCCAGAGGGUGACGACCGCCGCCAACCUCAGCAGAGUCCCCUGUGGUUCAGACAAAGAGUGCAGGUAAAGAAGCAACAAACUGCAGUUUUGGCUUCAUUAUGCCUCAAUACUUUUACAUUUAGACCGACGAUAUUGUCAUAUCACAGUCCAAGUGUGUCAUUUCAGGAGGCCAGUCAGUGCAAGCCUCUCACUCACUAACACUCAGACACACAAAUGCACACUGAGCUGGUCCACGUUUCCUUUAAAUUGACACCUUUGUAUCUCUCCUUUAUUUCUGUGGCUUCGUCUUUACUUCCGAUCUUUACUGCUUUGACCUCAGUCCUCCUCUUCCUCCUCCUAAACAUCCUAUCCACAGGUUCGCAGGCAGGACGGUGAACAGCAGCAGCUUAGUGUUGGUCACCGUGGCGACCAAAGAAGAGGGAGCCGCCCAGCUGACGGUCAACUGUGAGAAGAUGGUGAUCGGCACGAUGCUGGUGAAGGACAUCCUGCUGGCUCUGACGCAGUGA
Xyrichtys novacula (pearly razorfish) is the source of this 26595-nucleotide messenger RNA. Lineage: Eukaryota; Metazoa; Chordata; Actinopteri; Labriformes; Labridae. The record is from the annotation of a GenBank genome assembly.